AUGUCUGCUCAAGCUUAUUUUAUUACAGGUACCAAUCGUGGUAUUGGUCUUGAAUUAGUGAAAGCCUUCUCCAAUUUAAAUAAAUCCAACAUUAUUAUUGCUACUGUUAGAGAUCUUUCUAGAGCCGAGGAAUUAAAAGAAUUAUCUGUUGCUAAUCCAAAUAUCAAGAUUAUUCAAUUAGAUGUUGGUGAUGAAGAAUCAAUUGGAAAGAUCGAUGAACAAUUAGAAGCCUUAGGAAUCAAAGGCAUUGAUGUUUAUAUCAAUAAUGGAGCUCUUGGUGAUUCAUUUGAUUCACUUUUCAAGACUGAAAGUAAGACCUUUUAUGAUCACUUUAGAGUUAAUACUAUUGGACCAAUUUUAACUGUUCAAAAGUUAUACAAAUAUUUACUUGCAAAGCAAACCAGAAAGAUUGUUUUCAUCAGUACUAUGGGUGCUUCUUUAUCAAAUUUCCAAGCCAUUAAUACUACUGCAUAUGGUGAAUCUAAGGCCGCUUUAAACCAUGCUGUCUUACAAUUUGGUAGUGAAUUAAAACAUGAGAAUUUUAUUGUGGUACCAAUUCAUCCUGGUGUUGUUGAAACUGAUAUGGCAGAACAUUCUCUUAAGCUGUUUAAAGAAAGAGGACCAGCUGUCAUGGAUAUGUUAUUAGGUCAAAUGAUCACUUCAGAAGUAAGUGCUACAUCCAUUGCUAAGUUAGUUGAAAGCUUGAAGCCAGAAGAUUCUGGUAAGUUUUACAAUUAUAAGGGUGAUGAUGAAGCUUAUUAA
Messenger RNA from Scheffersomyces coipomensis, 762 nucleotides. Its product is annotated as SDR family oxidoreductase. Gene Ontology annotation, molecular function: oxidoreductase activity, acting on the CH-OH group of donors, NAD or NADP as acceptor. The coding region runs from base 1 to 762 and encodes 253 amino acids. The transcript has a single exon. The record is from RefSeq and is a predicted model, not a curated record. Lineage: Eukaryota; Fungi; Ascomycota; Pichiomycetes; Serinales; Debaryomycetaceae.